Molecule: messenger RNA, 1175 nt
Organism: Paramuricea clavata
Lineage: Eukaryota; Metazoa; Cnidaria; Anthozoa; Malacalcyonacea; Plexauridae
Source: the annotation of a GenBank genome assembly
AACUGAAAGAAAUGGAAAAGCAGAGAUGUUUGUUCCACCAACACUCAUGGAUGAUGAUUACAUAUUUAUUCCCAUUAACAGAAGGUAUAUAAUCAGUGAUGUAGUCAGAAUUUCUGGUCAAGGGGGGGGGGGGGCAGGGAGAAUUCCAGGAGGGGCCUAUGGCUCAAAUGUAUCUAUUUAAAUUUUUAUAGCAAACAUUGGUUAUUAGCAGUGAUCACGCCAUGGCAUAUUAUUAUCAUGGAUUCCUUAACAUGGGACGUUAAUUUAAGAAAGCAUAAAACUAGUUACAUUUUAAGGUUUGUGCUUUAAUUAAGCUAAAUUGAUGUAACUUUACUAUAGUCAUGUGUGAAGCUUUCUCAAUGCAUUGUAUUUUUUCCUUUUAAUUACAGCUACUGGGAACAUCUCUCCACCAAGUUCAAUUUACAACAAACGCAUUUGAAGCUUUCUUGCAAAGUGUUGAAGGUAUUGGUCUGACAUUAAUUGUUGACUUAUUACAAGUAAUAAGCAAUACUGAAGUCUGUUUAAUCCAUGAAUUUUUUAAAGCAAUGGUGUAAGUUUGUAUGAUGCACCCUACAUUAUUAUUCCACCCUGCCUAAUGACAGACAAUGAAAUUAAUGAUUUUCAGGUACCACAGCAGCCACUUACAAGUAACAACUGUGGAAUUUACAUCUCAUUAUUUUUAAAGUAUUUUCUGCAGGUAUAGUAAUGGGGCCAGUUGUUCAGAGCUGGGUUAGUUUAACCCUAUGUUAACUUAAAAUUCAAAGCAAACUUGCUCACAGCUUGUCUAUAAAUUUGGAAGUGUUUCUUCAGAGAUCUUGUCUGGAUCGAUAAGAGUUUACUUCUCUGAAGUUUUGAAAUAAACAGACGUGUAUAAAUACACAAACUAAAACAGCUGGUUAAAUUUUAACACAGGGUUAGCACUAAUCCACCUUUGAACAACCGGCCCAUGGUUGAUAUAUAUAAUGAUAUAUUCAAUAAGUUACUUUGUAUUAAUUGAAAUACUUUCUUUUCACACUUUUUAGGAACUGGAAGAUUAUGAAUCUGAACCUGAUAAUUAUUGUUGCAUUGUACACAAUUGGUUUGAGCCACAAGAAGCUAAGGAAAAACGCACUACUCUAAGACACAAUUUUCAAACGCUUUUAACAAUGAAGAGACAUAAAAUGCAAUUUAAAUAA